Dromiciops gliroides (monito del monte) is the source of this 2300-nucleotide messenger RNA. It is a transcript of the gene ACTR1B, whose product is annotated as actin related protein 1B. NCBI's taxonomy places the organism in Eukaryota, Metazoa, Chordata, Mammalia, Microbiotheria, Microbiotheriidae. The record is from RefSeq and is a predicted model, not a curated record. The coding region runs from base 145 to 1275 and encodes 376 amino acids. The transcript is spliced from 11 exons.
GUGGGAGGUGAAGCGGGGAGGGGGUGGGGGGGGCGGCGCCCUGUCUGGAAGCCGCUGCCGCCGCUGCCUCCUCCUCCGCUGCCCAGCCCGCUCGUCGGUCCAUCGGUUUCGCCCUCCAGCCAGCCAGCCUGGGCCGGCCUGGCCAUGGAAUCCUACGACAUCAUCGCUAACCAGCCCGUGGUGAUCGACAAUGGUUCUGGGGCAAUCAAGGCUGGCUUUGCUGGAGAUCAGAUUCCUAAAUACUGUUUUCCAAAUUAUGUUGGUCGUCCAAAGCAUAUACGUGUGAUGGCUGGGGCCCUGGAAGGGGAUCUCUUCAUUGGCCCCAAAGCAGAGGAGCACCGGGGAUUGCUGGCCAUUCGCUACCCUAUGGAGCACGGUGUGGUAAAAGACUGGAAUGAUAUGGAACGAAUCUGGCAGUAUGUCUACUCCAAGGACCAGCUGCAGACCUUUUCUGAGGAGCACCCUGUUCUUCUAACGGAGGCUCCACUCAAUCCAAGUAAGAACCGGGAGAAGGCAGCUGAAGUAUUCUUUGAGACCUUCAAUGUGCCAGCCUUGUUCAUUUCCAUGCAGGCUGUGCUCAGCUUGUAUGCAACAGGAAGAACAACUGGAGUGGUUCUGGAUUCAGGGGAUGGGGUAACACAUGCAGUGCCUAUCUACGAGGGCUUCGCCAUGCCACAUUCCAUCAUGCGGGUAGACAUUGCUGGCCGUGAUGUCUCCCGUUACCUACGGCUGCUUCUGAGAAAGGAAGGAGCUGACUUUCAUACCUCAGCUGAGUUUGAGGUUGUCCGAACUAUCAAAGAGAGAGCCUGCUACUUGUCUAUCAACCCCCAGAAGGAUGAGGCUCUGGAGACAGAGAAGGUGCAGUACACCCUGCCUGAUGGUAGCACACUUGAUGUUGGGCCAGCACGGUUCCGGGCCCCCGAGCUGCUGUUCCAACCCGAUCUGGUGGGGGAUGAGAGCGAAGGUCUCCACGAGGUACUGGCUUUCGCCAUCCACAAGUCAGACAUGGACCUUCGCCGCACACUUUUUGCCAACAUUGUUCUCUCAGGAGGUUCAACACUCUUCAAAGGCUUUGGUGACCGGUUACUGAGUGAAGUGAAGAAACUGGCCCCAAAAGAUGUAAAAAUUAAGAUUUCAGCACCUCAGGAACGGCUGUACUCCACAUGGAUAGGUGGCUCUAUAUUGGCUUCACUGGACACCUUUAAGAAGAUGUGGGUAUCCAAAAAGGAGUAUGAGGAAGAUGGAGCCCGUGCAAUCCAUCGAAAAACCUUCUAGUGCCCAGAGUGGGUGGUGUGUAUGGGAGGGGGUGGAAGGAAAAGAAAGGGGGACUGUUGUGUUUAACCCUUUCUGGUCCAGGCUUAGGGCCCCCCUGCAUGCCCAGCACCCCCCAGGUGGGUGGUGUAGCUAAUUUCCUAUUCCCUUCCUCCCCCAUACCUGUUUCCACUUUUCAGCUGGGUAGAUGGGGUCCUUGAGUUGGAACAUAGGAAUUGGGGAAAGAUUUGGUUUGUUCCGGGUUGCCACCCUUAGCUAGGAUCAAGGUAGCCUGUGAUCACCUACUUGUGGACAGUUGUGGGGGGUGAUUUCCCUUAAAGUCCAUAUAUCCCACCAUCCCCAUUUUCCUUCCCAUUGCAGGGCCCAGCUUAGAACAAGGGUACCUGGAAGACUGCAUGACUAACUUCUAGGGAGGGAAGUGAGAGAGGGCCAAGGCUGUGAGCAGAUGUUUGCUUCCCAUCUGCCUUGGUCAGAUUUAAGCCAUUCACCUAAUCUUUUCAUUGAACCAACAGCAGUGAGAGUCUUGGCUAAGGCAUUUCUGGCUCCUCUCCUUCACCAUUCUCGAUGCCUAGGGCUGGGAUUCCCUAGUGCAGGGUUAAUAGGGAAGCCUUUCAUUCUGGUACUAAGGUGCCCUUGGUCCAGGGUUAAGUCCUUUAGUCUUAGAGCAAGGGGUUAAACAGGGUUAGGAUGGUGGAGGCUCCUUUAUCUCCCCUGAAAAGCACUUAAAUGAACUGCUGCCCCCAUCCUCCUACUUCCCUGCUUACUCUGGAUUGGAAAGGGUUGAUACUUUCCAUUUGCUCAAUGAAAGCCACUUAAUGAGGAGCUAGGGCUGUGCCUGUGGUAGGGCAUUUCCUUCCUCUCCCUUAUUCCCCUUAAACAAGGGGCUCAUGGCCAGGUCCCCAUCUUCCGCAGCCAGCCCUGCCCCCCAGACAUGUACAAUAAUUUAACACAGUUGCCUGUAUUUUUUUUGUAAAUUCAUUAUAGUAAUAAUUAUGAACAAGGUGUGGUGUGUGACUACUUUCUCCUAA